CGAUCAUAUCUAUCUUCACUAGACAAUAAUGCCUAUACACCAAUUAAGGAGGAAACCUAAGGGUGAAGGGUAUCAUUCAAUCACUUUAGGGUGUUUGAGUUUUCUCUAUCCAAUAAUCUCAUGCCAUGAAAAUUCCCCCCUUCACUCCCCAUUUUCUACUCAAACACUAGGAAUGGUUUAAAUACCCACUCAAUUAAAAAAAAAUUGAUUGGUUCUCUCUCUCUCCUCCAUUUUUUCUUCUUCACAUUCGGUGAAUACUCACCGCCCACAUCCAUUCUCUCCUACACCCCACUCACCGAUCCACCACCCGGAAUCAUUCCCCGUGCGGCUAACCCGAUCUCCGAUCACACUCCCCGCAAUCGUACCGUCCCCUCUAAUAAAUAUGGGAAAAACUCGUUUUUGUAAUGGUUCUAAGAAUUUAAUAGUGAGUUGACUGUCAAACUUUAAUAUAAUACAACCAUUAUUAAAACGACACAAAAUAUAACCUUAAAACCAGCAACAGUUAUACAUAUAUAUUUUCCUUUUUGUUAUUUCUAAGAAGAAAUUAGUUGUCAACUAAAAUCUAUGUAAUCACACUUCUUUCCCCUCAAAACAAAAAACGACAAAUGCCCAGGGCAUUACCGUAAUUUACUCACCAGUCCCAAUCCAUUAUAUAAACUCACCAAAAUCUCUCGUCAAUGCACAUCACUGUCUUCUUCUUUCUUUCACUCUAAAAAUGAGAACCCGACGGGGCACCUCGUACCCGAUUGUCGGAGCUCCGGUACCCAACAAUCGGAAACGGGCGAAGUUAACGACGUCUGUUAUCCGUAACUUCGAUGCGUUACCAGACGACAUCGUUUCGGCUAUUCUUGUAAAACUCGGCUCUACUGCUGAUUGUCCGGCUGAUUUUGUGGUCGCUUUAUUAACAUGCAAAAGAUUCAAUUGUUUGGGGUUAAAUCCAGUGGUGUUAUCACAAGCUGCUUCACCCGAAACGUUUGCGGUUAAAUAUACGAAAUGGUCGCCGGAGGCUCAACGGUUUCUUCAACGGUGUGCCGAUGCCGGAAAUGCUGAAGCUUCUUAUACACUAGGAAUGAUUCAAUUCUACUGCUGUUGUAACCACAGAACUGGGGCUGCUCUAAUGGCGAAAGCCGCGCUUAAAUCACAUGCUUCGGCACUGUACUCGCUCGCUAUAAUUCAGUUCAACGGCAGUGGAAGCUCAAAGUUCAUCAAAGAUUUAACAGGCGGCGUUACUCUAUGCGCCCGCGCGGCUUUUCUGGGCCACAUGGACGCUAUUCGAGAGCUCGGCCACUGCCUAAAAGACGGUUACGGUAUAAGUAAAAACAUCUCAGAAGGCGAGCGGUUAUUAGUUCAAGCUAACGCCCGCGAACUCGCAGUGAUUUGUUCAACACCGGAGUUAAUACCCGGUCCCAGGCUGCUACUGCCACCGUAUCCGUACUGUGCUAACGGUAUUGGGAGUGACUUAAGGUUUAGUUUAUUGCCUCGGAAAUGUCAUCCGGCUAACCGGUUUCUAGCGGGUUGGAACCGUGGUAAGAGUUUGUAUUCAGGGUAUAGGAUUUGUUCUUAUGUGGGGUGUGGGCGAUUGGAGACUAGGAUGCACGAGUUUCGGAGGUGUUCGGUGUGUGGUGUGAUGAACUAUUGUUCGCGGGGAUGUCAAGCGCGCGAUUGGACGCUCGGGCAUAAUCGGAAUUGCAGGCCGAUGGUGAGGUUUGCUAAUGUUAACGUUAACGGUGCUGGUGCUGGUGCUGGUGCUGGUGCGGGUGCGGGUGCGGGUGCGGGUGGGAUGUGGUGAGAAAAUAAGUUUGAGAGGAAAAAAUCUAUGAAGUGCAAUUAUGGAAUUUGGAAGUUAUGAUUUUAAGAAGAAAAAGUUAAGUUUUAAGUUAAAAGGGUGGCAAUUUUGUAAAAAAUAUAAAUUAUCAAUAUCAAUAUAUAGCUACCUGUUUUUUCUUU
Messenger RNA from Helianthus annuus (common sunflower), 1947 nucleotides. RefSeq names its product F-box protein At1g67340. NCBI's taxonomy places the organism in Eukaryota, Viridiplantae, Streptophyta, Magnoliopsida, Asterales, Asteraceae. The transcript has 3 exons. The coding region runs from base 716 to 1789 and encodes 357 amino acids. Gene Ontology annotation, molecular function: protein binding. The record is from RefSeq and is a predicted model, not a curated record.